This is a messenger RNA of Geodia barretti, 2441 nucleotides long. The record is from the annotation of a GenBank genome assembly. Lineage: Eukaryota; Metazoa; Porifera; Demospongiae; Tetractinellida; Geodiidae.
AUUGGCAUGUGAAGUUGAUGCUGUCACUAUGCAAACUAUGAAUACACGUGAAACUGCUGCAGUUUCUUACUUUUUUACAAAAUGCCUUCUAUAAUACCACAAGUAGCUGUUUUUCAAGAGCUGUGGAUAAAUUAAUAUGAGUAUUCUAACUUUGAAUUUCAGCACCACCAAAUAUCUCCGAUGUUUCUGUUGAGUUCAGUUGUGAUGUCAACCUGAAGAAUUCUGCACCAGUUACAAUUGAAUGGAUGUAUGGAGUUGUGGAGGAGGGAGUGGUAUAUCCAGGAAAUAUGGAGGUGGUUGUGGAGCUGAACAAUGGACCGAUCAUCUGCUCUGAUCUGACGGAUGCUGACACCAGCUGUACUGUGACACUCCCCAGAGAUAUCUACAACAUCUCUAUCACCCAGUCCAAUGACAUUGGUUCUACUGUGGACAGUGCAGGGUUUGAUAUGGCAGUGCUAGUUGUAGCAGAGCAAAUUUCCUUGAUGCUAAACACUCAAUUGUUGUUUAUUGUCACUGUGAGAAGAAAUGGACUAUGUCCAGAGACUAAGUCUCCCGUUCUGGUAACAUUUGGAACCAGUAGAGAAGUGGCUGGAGGAGAGUGUGAGAUCGAGCAGAAAUCAUCUGAAAUGACCAUCUCUUCUGGAGACUCUGCCUCUUUCUAUGGUGAUGCUGCGCCUAUCACCUUAGGCCCUGGUGAGACAAUCUGCUUUAUAGUCAGCCUUGAUGGAGUGCCUGUGAUAUCUGGCACUAGUUCAAGGAAUGCAUCUACAGCCAUCACUAUUAGUGGUAGUAGCAAUGAAAGUAUUGUUUCAGUUGAUGCUGUUGCAGCUGCAACACAGGAUGUUUCUGUGGUCAGGAUUGAACCAGAUCCCCUGCAGCAAUUGCCAUGUCCGCAGCAGAUGAUUGAGUUCAGGUGCCAGAUAUUGGUACCAUCAUUUGCAGUGCAAUGGACUCUACCAACCGGUGAAACUCUGGGGUUUGGUGGAGGAAUGGACAUUGGGGCUGUAGAUAAUUCAUCUGAUAAUGCAUAUAGUGCUACUCUAAGAAAUAGGAUGGAAGAUCCCAACAGUGCUAUUAGGUUCUUCUUCACCUCAACUCUACUGGUGCUGGAGCCGGUAAAUGGAUCAAAUUUGACUUGUGUGGGAGUCACUGGAGCAGUUCCAGUCAAAGAGAGCACUUCAAUAAUUCUCAGUGGUACCCCAGACCCUCCCAAAUAUCUGAGUUACAACGAUAGAGUUGUGAUAGAGAGUUCAGUGAAUCUCCAGUGGACCAGACCUUCCUAUACUGGGGGAGUGGCUGUCAUGAAGUACUCUGUCAGUGUGAAUGGAAGGAGGCUAGAAGUUGCAGAUAGCAGUUACAGUGUCAGCUACACUACCUCUUAUCUGGUGUAUGGAGAUGUUAUGGUCUCAGCUAUCAAUACAUGUGGCCAGGAAAGCCAGCCAGCAGCUAUCAACAUACCUGCUGCAGCACCCCCACUACCUAACAUUGCGGUUCAGUUCACCUGUGAAUCAUUGCCAUGCACAAUUGAGUGGACGUAUGACAUGGAAGAAGGAGUGGUCUAUCCUAAUAUGGAUUUCAUUCUGAACCUCACUCCCACUGAUAAGACUGCCAGUAGUCAUAUGUUAUCUUCUGGAGAUCCUGCCUGUUCUGAUGCCACCUCUAAUAGCACCUACUGCACUGUGACUGUCUCCAGAGAUGUCUACAUAAUCUCUGUUAAUCUCACCAAUGAUCUUGGUUCAACUAUAAACAGCAGCACAUUUGACACACGGCCUGUUAUUGUGGAAAAGGAUUUGAUGCUGACUACUCAGUUGCUGUUGAUUGUUACUGUGAGAAAAAAUGCACUGUGUCCAGAGAUUAAAUCUCCCGUUCUGGUAACAUUCGGAACCAGAGCGCUGACUGGAGGAGAGUGUGAGAUCCAGCAGAAAGCAACCGAAAUGACCAUCUCUUCUGGAGACUCUGCCUCCUUCUGUGUGGAUGCUGCGUCUAUCACCUUAGGCCCUGAUGAGACCAUCUACUUUAUAAUCAGCCUUGAUGGAGUGCCUUUUAUAUAUGGCACUGGCAAUCCCUCUACAGCGAUCACUACUAGUUGUAGUAGUGAUGAAAAUGGCUUCUCGGUUGAUGCUGUUGCAGGUCUUUCAGUAACACUCACUCUGCUGGUGGUCCUGCCAGUGGGUGUGGUUUUUGGCUGCUGUGGGAUGUGGUGUCUGAUGAAGUCUCGAGGCAGAAAGAAGAGAAGAAUGGCUCCACCACUGUACGAGGAGCCAGUAAAACCUGUUUUUUCUCUGACUGAGAACCAAGCAUAUGGACAGGUUGCACAUCGACAGACGACCAGCUGAAUGUAACUUGGGAGCUGGAAAUUUCAGUAGCUAAUUAAGUUAGCUGUGUCAAUCAUUCCUUGUUUUUUACAUAAUACUUAGCAAUGACUUUUGAUUGACUAAUGU